AUGUCUCCUAUUACAUGUUCUAAUAUUUUUAUGGCCAAGUUGUGUAUUGAAAAAGGUGCAUUUGAAAAUACUUCCCCAUUCAGCGCCCUAACUUCUAAUGACUUUUUGGAGGUUGUGUGUCAGAUAUUUUCAAAGAACAUUGCUAUUAAAUAUUACGAAAAUGCAGAAAGAGAAGUCAACGACUUUAAGACUAAACAGGCAGAAAGCAAACACUUUGGUUUCUGGUAUCUGGUUGGAAAAUGGAACCUCAAAAAGAUAGUAAAAGAAGAAUUUGCUUCAUCACCACAUCAUCUAAUUAAUGUAAGAAAAAGAAUUCAAGAAUCCGAGAAUCGUUUACGGUUUGCCAAACGUGUCAAGGCCAGUUUAAAACCAAACAAUGAGUUUAAUAAAUUCAUUGAAGUAGUCAUAAGUUCUGAUUUGGAACAUUUGCCUGAAAAUAAACCACUCUGA
This is a messenger RNA of Dentiscutata heterogama, 450 nucleotides long. The record is from the annotation of a GenBank genome assembly. NCBI's taxonomy places the organism in Eukaryota, Fungi, Glomeromycota, Glomeromycetes, Diversisporales, Gigasporaceae.